GUUGUGUGUCAUUCCACCAUUUGUAAUAUCCGCCAUGACAGCUGAUGUCUUUUCCAGCGCUUGACGUUUAUUCGGAACAUGACAUUUUGUAGAUUGAAUUUUAACAAAUGGCAGACUCUUUUUUCGGAUUUGAUACAUCGGCAGCAGGCCAAGGAUUGGACGACGGAAUAGAUUGUCCCAUAGAAGAAGAAGAAAUAGCCGAAGAAGAAGAAGAGUACGAUGCCCUGAACGACGAGACUUUUGGCUCUGAGGCAACAGCUGGUGACUGGGAACGAGAUCAUGAAAAAUUGGCUCAAAUCACCGAAUCUGGGAGACUGCAACAUCAUAACACGAGUGACAGCAAGAAUGGAAUCGACAUCGAUAUCGAGGACAAUCUUUCGCAUUUGGUGCUUGACGAGAAGGAUGGAAUUGUACCGAGACCGGGUGUUUGGGACAGUCCCCCAAAUUUGCCUGUUCAACGUCAGAAGACUGCUCAAACUUUGACAUCGUUGAAAAAUGUUUGCACCGUAGAAGAAUUGGAGCGAGGUUUGAUAAUAAAUCGUCCGCCUCCGGGUCUUAGUAAACCGCCGUUGAUCCAGCAACAACAGCCACAACACUUGGGAGGACAAUUUUUGUUCGACUCGUUAUCCCUUGGCGAACAACAGUUGAACCUCCCACCAAACUUAUUGAAUGGCCUUCCACCACCACCUCGUUUUCCACCUGGAUUGGGUCUCCAAGGCCCGCAUUCGGUUGUUCCACCACCUACAUUGCGACUGCCUCAUCCACAAUUUAUGCAAAAUCCUCGAGGUUUGCCCAACCAAACCGGAAAUAUGCUGAGGUAUCCGUUGCCUCCUCCUCAUUUAAUGAUACCGCAUGGAAACCAGCGUCAACAGCCACAUGGUACUUUCUUUCCUGAAAGUUUGAAACAAACGUUGACAAAAAAAGUCGUUCGUACUGACGAAAAUGUGUCAGGCCGCGUUGCGGAUUACGCUCAGAGCGUACACAAGCGUAACCCGCCACCACCACAUCCGAGCUUAGGACCACCGCAAUUUUUACGCCCUUCCGAGCAUCCGAUGCUGUCACAAUUCUCCAACAACCAUCCUCUGUACUCGCAUCAUCAGCAACAACACCAUCAACAGCAACAACAACAGCAACAACAGAAUCAGCAACAACGAGAGCAUCAACAGCACGGUCUGAAUCAGCGCAAGCAAAAUCGACCUUACCAGCAAAACGAUCAGCAAGGACCUCAUCAGCCAUUUUUUAAGGACAACCAAUAUCCUUAUCAAAAUCGUAACAAUCAGAGGUACAACCAGCAGCAUCAUCAUCAUCAUUCGCAGAAUAUGAACGGCUCCAAUGAAUCUGGUGAUUACGAUGAGUAUGCUGGGCUAAUGACUUCUCGAGAAAAGCAGUGGCUGACAAAUUUACAGCUGUUACAACACAAUACAAAUCAGCCUUACGUUGAUGAUUAUUAUUACACCGUAUUUUGCCAACGCUUAAAUAAGAAAAAUGAGAAUCAAGAGCAGCGAGAAAAGAAACACCAUAACAACAACGGUUAUCACCGCGAUUCCAAAGAUCGAGAUCAAUCUCAGCACGUUUUCACCACUAAGGUCAUUUACACGCCUACCCAAUUUGAAAACUCCCUGGGCAAACUUCAGUGCGGAAGCGUUACAGCUCCUCGAAAGAUCAUUGACAUGGACGUAGUUCCCAACAGUGAUCCACAAGCAAAUCCACCGCCUCAGGCCAAAGAGACUAAAAAAACCCGACAACGUCUCCUAGAAAUCGAGAGGCUUUACACAAUUCAAUUAAAACUCGAGGAUGCCAACAAUCCGUUGGCACUUUUAGCCGAACAACAGCAGCAACAAGCCGAAGAGGGAGAACCUAAGCCAGUUAAAAAAACUCCUCGAGAAUUGAUCAAUGCCUUGCUCACCUCUCUUUUGCAACUUUUAGAGGAGGACAAAUUAGCCAGUAUACUCAGUAUCCGUAAAGGAAAGACUUUAUUACUACGAUUUUUACCAUAUCUAAGCGUAACGGAAUAUUCGAAACAACUCGAGGAAUUGUGGGUUGGUUUGAUUCGGAAUUUGCCGAUAAUCGGACGUCGCGAUCCCAAUCUCUUGACUCGUUUCUUUCCCGAGUUUCACAAUUGGCUCGAAACGGUGCACGAAUCUUUUGUACUUCUUCGUAUAGCGAGGAGCUUUACGGAAUCGUUAAAUCAUAACACCAAAACCAAUAGCCUUUCCUUCGCUGUAACCAACAAGUUCGGUGUUUCGGUGAUGGCUUCGAUGCUGGAACAAGCAGAAAGCGUUGUUUUCAGCGUGAAGCAACAGGCCGCGGAAUGGUCAAACUUCAUAAUAAGUUUGGCGGACGCGAUUGGUUCGUCGCCACCGAGUGUGGCGCCCUGCCAUCCGAUCGCGGCAAACACGCUUAACGAGCAUCUCAACCGAAUUGGCAAUCUCUCUACCGAGAGGUAUGCCCCGUUGGAGUUAUUGUUGACCGACGCGAAUCCUUCUCGAUAGACUGCUAAAAAAUUUUCUUUUUUUAUCUCCGAGUUGAUUGUAAGUAUUUUUUCAUUCGCGAGCAAAUAUGUGCGAGAGGAUGAGGGGAAAAAGGAAAGAUAAGGGAGAAAGGGGAAAAAGAAAAUUUUGCAUCGAGAUUUCCUCUUGCUAUUGAAGAGCUCGCACAAGCUCGCUCUCCUUUCAAUUACAAAUUAUCUCGGAGUAAUGGAAAAAAUUAUCGUUGAUAACAAUAUUUUAGAGACUAUACAAAGGGAACGAAAAGAAACAAAAACAAAACUAUCGUAACGAGCUGCUGCACACAUUCAGUUGUCUUUUGGGUUUCUUCGACGAAUUCGAUAAAGAAUUAUGUGUAUCUAUAGAUUUAUAAAUACGUUUAUUCUUAUGUUUUUUGUUUCUUUCAAUUAUCAUUUGCGACCCUCUUUGUAAAUAUGAAUUUACGAAUUCGUGUCUGUAAAUACUAGUUGUUUCUUCUUUCGUUUCCUUUUUAUUAAGAUUUUUUUUUCAAACUUUCGCAGGCACGCUCAUUGACCAGAAUAUGUAAACAAAUAUUAUGAUAACAUUUUUUGCAGUUUUACUAAACCCCCGCGAACGUCGUCUCAAUCACUUCUUCCGAUUCUGUGUCUUUGUUUUUCCAAUAAGACUAUUUUUCAAAAAUUCGACUAUAGACGAAAGUGAGCAGUUCUGCGUUUCUAAAUUCUAUGAAAAAUCGCCUUUUUUCAUUUAUCCAAUUCCAUGAAAUUACGAAAAUAUGAAAAAUUUUUCAAUAUUUUUAAUAUUUUUUCCCACCCCAUUUUUGCUCUUUCGACCUCAUGCAUAAAAUCAUAUUAAAAUCUCCUAUCCAAAAUAAAGCAUUGGCAUUUUAUCAUCGAAACUAACGAUUUCCCAGCUUUUACCAUCGUCAACGUUCAAUCGUUUUUAAAUCAGACUUCAAAUGAAAUUAGAGAUUUUUCAAUACGAAUCAUUUGAAAAACUGUAAAGAAACGCGAAAUUUUUCUCAGAUUGAAAACGAAAAAAAAAAUAAUCGACAAACGUACGAGAGGAAUGUGCAGCAGUGGUUGAUAAAUUUGUUAUCCUUAAGGGGGAAAAAGAAACGUGCCUAAUGUAACCAUCCCUGAAGACGAUACUAUUGUCUUGACUUUUUUUUUUAUUAAUAUCAUUAUUAUUAUUAUCAUAACUAUUAUUCACAUUAUAAUUACAAUUUUUUUUCCGUAUUUGUCCCGUAAAUCUCUGUAAUAUGCUUUGGAGAUCAUUCGUCGGGUUAAUAACGCAACUGACAUUUUCGUUUUAUUAUUUUUUUCGAUUAUAUUGAGAGAUGGUCAAAGCUCUGUGAACGAGAGACUAAUUACGAUAAAAGUAAAAAUAAAAUAUUUGCAUUCGGAGGCCCAUAGGUUGCGCUAUAUUCUUCUUAAAAAAAGUAACCGGGCAACGAGAGAGAGAGAGAGAGAGGCAAAGAGAAGAAAAGUGACGAAGGAAUACUUGUACAAAAAUCGUGUAAUUUAAAAUAGAAUGUUUUUUCUCUCGAAGAUCCAGCAUUGAAUUAAUUCCCGUUGAUUUUAAGGCAAUGGACUCGGAAAGAGAGCGAGUCUUAUUCGAUUUUAGUUUUUUGUUUUUUUCGUGGGGAACUUUUAAGUUGAGCCUUUAUCUCGUAAAAUUGAAUAUAAAUUUUAAAGGAUGCUCCGUCUGAGCUUUCUUGAUCGAUCGUUGACUGAUAUUUGUUGUGUUGAACAUCGUUCGGAACGUACAAAUUCAUCAAACUGCGAUACCGAAUAAAAACACAUAGUGAAAAAAACAGUUAAAGAAAAAUGACCUCGACUUAACCUAUUGAUUAAUAUGUUCAAUAAUAGGCGUCGAGAAUCUAACAACGUUUAUCACUAAUUGCGCAGUUUUUAGUGUGUUAAUGAAGAAUAAAACAGAAAGUACACGAGUACAGAGAGAAAAAAAUGAAUUUUUUCACUACAAUUGUUAUCACGAAAUAAUAGGGAAUGUAGUAUGGCAAUUGUGGAGUGCUUUCGUCAUGAUACAGUGCUCAAUGUGACAAGAAUUCGAAGAAAAAUAAAUGAUUUUCACGAGCUCUUGAAUUUUGUCUAUUUUUCGUUGUUCUUCAAAUAAUUUUCGUUUACUUUUUUUUUUACAUAUCUUUGCUACAAGGGCUUGCUUUCGAGCACGUUUAACAUAAACGCAGCCAAGUAUUGAUGCUUCCUCAAAUAUACGUUUGGAAUUACGAUUGAAAGAAAAAUUGGUUAAAUUGUUAAAUAAGAAAAUAACGCAACUCCACUCUUUACUGCUCCAGCCCAUUUUAACUCUUACAAAACCUUGAACUUAUGAGAUUCCUUGGGAAUCGCUGAAUAUUGCGAAAUUUGAGAGAUUUCAUAAAUAAAAAAUGUUGAAAAUACUUAAAUUGCGAACAAUCUCCGUUUCAUCACUCUGCGAGUUCGAACGGAAAAAACCAUUUUUUAGACUUUUUACAUCUAGAAGUAUGUAUUCACCUUCGAAUGUGGUUUCUCCAUUGAGAUGAGCUGCAGAGUAAAGUUAUCAUAGAAAAUUUUUUCAUCUUUCAAACAAAUCAGAAUUGAAAGCAUUGUCUAUCAAGAAUUUCAAUCAAUUGUAAUUUAACGAAUGAAGGUUAUUAUAGUUUGCGCAGCCUUGAAAAAAAAAAAAAAAAUAAAAAAAAUACAGGGUUUGAGUGAAUUUUGAAAAAAAAAACAGUGGUCGAGUUGAAUAGGGAACUGCUAUUGAGUUUAUUGAGGUAUUUAAAUUAGAGAUAUAUUUUUAUAUAGAACUAUUACGUUUAUUGUGUUUGAAUAUAGUGAUUAAUCCUAUAGGGUCUCGACGUUAAUUCAUGAACUUUUUAUUUUUUCAAUACAAUCUAUCGAUUAAUCAACAUUUUCAUGCCUCUCUUGCGUAUAAUACUUUGUAGGAAAAAAAAUAAGAGUGAGUCUCGGAGAAAUACACACGAAGAGGGGAAGUAAAAGACGAUUGUAAAUUUAUGAUGCUGCCGAAAAUAUAUAUAAAUAUAUAUAUUUAGUUAUAGUUGUGUAUGUACAAAAUUGAUCUAAUUUGAAAUCAAAGUCAUAAAUAAAUGUUUUGCAUCCUAA
This is a messenger RNA of Venturia canescens, 5587 nucleotides long. It is a transcript of the gene Patr-1, whose product is annotated as Protein associated with topo II related - 1. Gene Ontology annotation, cellular component: P-body. Gene Ontology annotation, molecular function: RNA binding. The coding region runs from base 108 to 2492 and encodes 794 amino acids. Lineage: Eukaryota; Metazoa; Arthropoda; Insecta; Hymenoptera; Ichneumonidae. The record is from RefSeq and is a predicted model, not a curated record. The transcript has 9 exons. Gene Ontology annotation, biological process: deadenylation-dependent decapping of nuclear-transcribed mRNA; P-body assembly.